GUGCACCAUGAAGGCCUGGCCCACACUGGUGCUGCUGUGUGUAGCAGUGUGGCUGAGCAGCGCAACAGAUCCAACGGCGUGCAGUGAGGACAGUUUGGUCUCCGCGGCCGUGCAGCACAUCAAUGACCACCAAGAGCACGGCUACAAGUUCAAGCUGAAAGCCUUGAAGCAGAAGGUUGGGGACGGCUGUAACGCUGAGCUGGAUUUGGAGCUUCAGGAGACCAAGUGCCAUGUUGUCAAUCCCAAACCUGCUAAUGAAUGUGACGUCCGCACAGACUUUGAAGUGGCGGUGACUGCAAACUGCAGCGUGACGAUGACCGAGGAGGAGGGAGAAGCUAAAGUCAGCAACUACAGCUGUAACACACAACAGAAUCACACUAACGAGCACUGGAGGUUGAUUGGACUCGGCACCUUUACUGUUGCUGAAGCUGUUAAGAAAUUCAACAUGCAGACAAACAGCAGACAUUACUUCGUCCUUCUGGAAGUGGCACGUGUGUUGGAAAAGAUUGAUGCAGUCGGUCACUCGACCUACUACAGCGAGUUCGUUGUCAUAGAGUCUCACUGCCCUCAUGGAUCUAGGAUCCUGCCUGAGGCAUGCACACCCCUGUGCCCCGACAGAGCCCGUCAUGAAUUGUGCAAAGCGACGUUUAAUUUCACUCACGACCUGAUUGGCUCAGUGGAGUGCGAGUCCUACCCUCCAAAGAACACCACCAUUCUUGAGCCCAGUCAGAAGGAGCCCAUUUGUCCAUCUAAGCGUCACCGCUGUGACCCUCGUCCCAGAUGCCCCACUGAUGUGGAUUUUAAGCAGCCACAACCUGACGUCUGUGCUCUAGGAUGCUUCCCCACCAUAUGUACUGGUGGACCACCUCCUGACACUCAUGAUGACCAUGGACCCCCUCAUGGCCACGGACCCCCUCAUGACCACGGGCCCCCUCAUGGCCACGGACGCCCUCAUAGCCACGGGCCCCCUCAUGACCACGGGCCCCCUCAUGACCACGGGCCCCCUCAUGGCCACGGACGCCCUCAUAGCCACGGGCCCCCUCAUGACCACGGGCCCCCUCAUGACCACGGGCCCCCUCAUGACCAUGGACCCACUCAUGACCACGGACUCCCCCAUGGCCACGGGCCCCCUCAUUACCACGGACCCCCUUACGUCAGCCUACAGUCGUGCUACAGGCACUUGCCCAAUUUUGAUCCGGGUCUGUUCUCCAUCUGCCCCUGGCCUUGUGACACUAAACCACCUGGUAACGGUGACAAAUCCUGAGAUAGUGCUGAGUCAAAGGCCUCAUUAGGGUAAGUUACUUUUCAAGUAACGUGUCUCGCUAAAAUGUGGAAUUAAAAUGUAAACAUACUUACUGACCAGCUGUAGCACAAAGUGUCAACCUCCAAACUGCUUUUGUCAGACAAAUCUGUUCAGGUGCUGUAAAAAUAAAUGAGUUCAAACAAUCGUCA
Thalassophryne amazonica is the source of this 1452-nucleotide messenger RNA. RefSeq names its product histidine-rich glycoprotein-like. Gene Ontology annotation, biological process: negative regulation of endopeptidase activity. Gene Ontology annotation, cellular component: blood microparticle; extracellular matrix; extracellular region. The transcript has 7 exons. NCBI's taxonomy places the organism in Eukaryota, Metazoa, Chordata, Actinopteri, Batrachoidiformes, Batrachoididae. The record is from RefSeq and is a predicted model, not a curated record. Gene Ontology annotation, molecular function: cysteine-type endopeptidase inhibitor activity. Bases 8 to 1264 code for a protein of 418 amino acids.